Messenger RNA from Rosa rugosa (rugosa rose), 1591 nucleotides. RefSeq lists its product as uncharacterized. Bases 90 to 1526 code for a protein of 478 amino acids. Gene Ontology annotation, cellular component: nucleus. NCBI's taxonomy places the organism in Eukaryota, Viridiplantae, Streptophyta, Magnoliopsida, Rosales, Rosaceae. The transcript is spliced from 5 exons. Gene Ontology annotation, molecular function: protein binding; DNA binding. Gene Ontology annotation, biological process: regulation of DNA damage checkpoint. The record is from RefSeq and is a predicted model, not a curated record.
UCAAACUUGUGUGCCCUAAUUGUUCAAAAUCUACUUUACCAAUCUCUCUCUCUCUCUCUCUCUCUCUCUCUGCUCCAAAUCGCUCUCUCAUGGCGAUUCGGAAAAUCACAGACUAUGAGCGCAAGAGGCUCGAGAACAUUCGUCGAAACGAGGGAUUGAUGGCUUCCCUGAAGCUCCAAUCCAUGGCCACCCAACUUUCUGCCUCAACCAAACGCCCCAGGGUUGACACCAAACCGUAUUCGGAGAAGCAACGCAAGACACGGGACCCAACUGUUAUCAGGCGUUCUCUACGCACCAGAGGAUUACCGCCCAAAGGACUAGGUGGUGAUGACCCUAAGGCAUUGUGUCGCAAAUUGGGUCCUCUUAGUAUGAGAGAUGUGUAUAGCGGAGUAUCAGAUAGAGCUCUGAUUGAGGCCAUUAUGGGUGUUGAGAAGAAGCCCCAAUUGGGUUUGGAAGUUAAAGGUGAAUUUGGGGGUUGCAAGGAGGAGAGAUCAAGUGGUGCAUUUACCUUAGUUGGUGGGGUUAGUUGUGAUUUGAGUAAGAAAUUAGGAGGAGCUGAGAGUGAUUUGAAGGUGGAAUCUUUGACUCUGAAUGAGGAGAAUGUAGCCCGGGUUGUGCCGGGGAAUGUCAUGAAUGUGAGGUUUUUUCCAAGUACUAGUUUGAGAAUGGUUGUGGUUGGGGAUAUGGCUGGGAAUGUUGGAUUUUGGAAUGUUGAUUCUAAGGAAGGGGAGGAAGGUGGGAUCUGUAUGUAUCGUCCACAUUCUGGUCCCAUUUCGGGGAUUUCUAUUCACCAAGAUUGCAUGUCAAAGAUCUUUACUAGUUGCUGUGAUGGAUUUAUCCGAUUGAUGGAUGCUGAGAAAGAGGUGUUUGAUCUAGUAUAUUCAACUGGUAAGACUAUAUAUUCUCUCGGUCAACAGUCAAACAAUGCAAAGUGUUUAUACUUCGCUGAGGGUCGUGGAGGUGUAAGUAUGUGGGACGAGAGAACAGGAAACAUCUCAGCCCAGUGGAGUCCGCAUGAUGAUAGAAUCAAUUCCAUAGAUUUUAACUCAGAGAACUCAAACAUCAUCACCACUAGUUCAACAGAUGGAACUGCCUGCAUUUGGGAUUUGAGAUGUGUUGAUGCAGAUAAAUUCAAAAGUUUGAAAACAAUUGGCCACAAAAGGGCUGUGUAUUCUGCCUACUUCUCGCCUUCUGGAAGGUCGCUAGUGACGACAAGCCUUGAUGGCACAGUUGGUAUAUCAAGUGGAGUUAAUUUUGAGGACAUAUCAAUGAUAUCCCAAGAUAAUAAAGGCGGAUGGAUUCCUAAGUUCAACGCAAUAUGGGGCUGGGAUGAUGCAUAUGUCUUCAUCGGAAAUAAGAAGAGAGGAAUCGAUGUUAUCUCCCACUUUCAAAGGAGAGCGGUUUUCACUUUAAAGAGCCCAUAUAUGUCUGCAGUUCCGUAUAGAUUGGCUGCUCACCCUUAUAAUGUUGGGAUGCUAGCAGGAGCAACAGGUAGAGGCCUAGUUAAUGUAUGGACAUUGGGAUAAGAAACUCAGCAUCUCUCAACGGAUUCUUAUGAAUUAGGGCAAGCAUGAUCAGCUUUGUACCUUUU